This is a messenger RNA of Loa loa (African eye worm), 414 nucleotides long. RefSeq lists its product as hypothetical. The record is from RefSeq and is a predicted model, not a curated record. The coding region runs from base 1 to 414 and encodes 137 amino acids. The transcript has a single exon. Lineage: Eukaryota; Metazoa; Nematoda; Chromadorea; Rhabditida; Onchocercidae.
AUGGGAUGUCACCUCAGAUUUGUGACAAACGUUCAUUUCAACCAUGAUCGAUCACUACGUGAACAGCAGAUUGAUGUCGUUUCAUCACCGGUACACACCCAAGAAUUGAACUCCAAACCGUCUACCACUACCAUGUCUCAAUGCAGUACACCAUUUUUACCAACUCUCUUUUGUUGUGGAUUCCAACCAUUUCUUCUUCAUCAAAGUGGAGGUGUUGAAGAUACUAAGCACUGCAACUCAACGAAGAAUGCAAAGAAUCAAAACAACGCUAACCAAUCUUCCAUUCUUGUAAUGUCCAGAAUUGACGGACAAGACAGACCCAUAUGCGCAUCAACAAUAGAGAGUCUAACCAGUUAUUCCAACUUUCAGAAAGAAGUGAACUCCCUUCUGUAUCCCACACCAGUGAUUACUUAA